GCUGAACGCGACCAUUGGCAAUUGGCAGUGAAUAUCGGAACGCAGCCAUAGUAAACGUCAAAUGCGAGUGGUUGUCAUUUAAAUGAAAAAGUAAAUACGUAAAAAAGUUAAAAUACCAUAAUUGCAUUAAUAUUGUCUGGAAAGGAAUAGUUGUCAGUUAUUAUCGAAUAAAAAUGUAUUAGAUUACGAGUGAUAAUCUGGAAAGAGACAGUAUUUACAUCACUGUUGGAACUUAUAUGAAAAUAGCUCUAAUGUGUGUGUCUACAUAAUAUUUUGAACAAUUUAUUAAUUACAAAAAUUAAUUAAACAGCGAUCUGUGUAAUAUAUUAAUUUACUGCAUAUAAUUAGUAAAUUAAUAUUAUAUAUAGCGAUCAUAUAAUAAGUCGCUAAAACAUAACCUUCUUUUUGUUACAUUAAAUAGUGUACACUAUGGCAAGUGUACCUGGUUUUACAUCAGAAACUGCAAAAGCUAUAUUGACAGAUAUCCUGACAGCACUGAAUACACCAGAAAACUUGCAAAAGUUUACAGAGGCAAAGGAAAAUUCCGGCAAUGAAAUGUUGAAAAUGAUGCAGUUUGUAUUUCCAUUAGUGACACAGAUUCAAAUGGAUGUUAUAAAAAAUUAUGGUUUUCCAGAGGGUAGAGAAGGAACUGUACAAUUUGCACAGCUCAUUAGAGCUUUAGAGAGAGAAGAUACCGAAGUAGCACAAUUACAUAGUCAAGUCCGUUCGUAUUUUCUUCCACCAGUUACAACAAAUUCUUCGACUGAAGCAUCUCUUUAGAAAAACAGUUGAGUCAUAUCUAUACAUAUAUAAAUUAUUAUGAUAGAAAACCAUUGUAUACAUAUAUUAUUUUUAUUUCAAAACUGCUUCAACAGCAUAAAUAAGGAUAACUUAUACAAGUUGAAAAAAUUAUCACAUGCAUUCUAUGAAAACAAAUAAUGGAUUUUAUAUUAUGUUUCAUUUCAUUUGUUAUAUAUAUUUUUUAAUAUUUUGACAAAUUAAUUAUAUAUAUAUAUAUAUAAAAAAUUCUCUGAUCAUCACUUAAUGUUAAGCUUAUGUGUAGUAUUCUAGUGAGGGUAUUUGUGUAAAGAUAAAUAACAUUUUUUUUAUGAAAGGAGUAAUAAGAAUAUUGUAAUUCUAUCCCCAUUUCAUUACAGAAUACUUUUGAAUACUUUUGCUUAAAUAUAUAGAGAUUCCAACUAAUAUAAAUAUAAAUUUAGUAAGUUUGUAUAUACACAUUUUCUCCUGUGAAAAAAAAAGUCCCAAGAAAUUUUAAAUAUUUAAUUUAGAGAAGAGAGAAAACUUAAAAAUUUUUAUAUUUAUUUGUAUAAUAUUAAUAAGUAUAUCAUAUAAUCUACUAAAAUAUAUAAUAUUUUUUUAUUUAUAUAAAUGUUCUUUGAAUUUUUCUGCUAUUACAUCUUAACUCUAAAAACUAACCAAAUAUUCCACUGUUCGCACAGAGCUGAAGUUGUGUAUACAUCAUGAUUUAUAUAUUUAUACAAAUAAGUAAAAAAUAUAAUUAUAUAAUUAUAUAAACAAAAUCGAAAAAUAAAGAAUGCUGUGAUACAUUUUCAACAGGCA
Molecule: messenger RNA, 1581 nt
Organism: Formica exsecta
Lineage: Eukaryota; Metazoa; Arthropoda; Insecta; Hymenoptera; Formicidae
Product: protein C10
Exons: 3
Coding region: 430-780 (116 amino acids)
Biological process (GO): post-embryonic development
Source: RefSeq, a predicted model, not a curated record